AUGGCAAGGAGUACACUUCAGAAACUUUUAAGGUUUUGUGAAGAGAUCAAGCGUGAUAAGCUUGACAAAAAGGCAGAAGCUGGCAUCUUUGUUGGGUAUAACACCAUAUCCAAAGCUUAUAGAGUUUCUCAAAAACACACUAGUCGUGUUAUUGUGAGCCAAGAUGUUCAUUUUGCUGGAAAUGAGCAAUGGAAUUGGGAAGGACUGACGAAGCUCGUUGUGAUUGCUUAUGGGCUUGCAUCUGGAACUCCCAUCCUAGGCAAAGGCAUUGUUAUCUGUCAGUAUCCAGCGGACCCAACUGUGGCCCUCGGAUAUCUUUCCCUUGCAUUUCUUCUUGCUUCUUUAAUUGCAGGAUACUUCUCUUUGAUCUAUCCUUACCAACGAAAAUCCGUUCCUCGAGGUGCCUUUUUUAAGAGCACUAGUUUCUCUAUUUUCUUCAACAUUGCCCUGUUCACAACUGGAUUGGCUAUAACUUUGCUCGUAUGGCCUACAGUCACCAACCAAAUUUACUUGACUCGCAACGUUCAUCACAAUCUUGAGACAGCAUGCCCGACCGCUAUGACUGGUCUUCUUGGUGGAAGUGCAUUUCUAUACCUUGAUUCAUCCCUCUUCUGGUUGGUUGCCCUAAUGUUUGCUGAAAAUGCUCAAGAGGACUACUUUGAUGAAAUAGAGGAAAACGGAGACAGUGCUGAGGUUCUAGCUCUUUAG
This is a messenger RNA of Cucurbita moschata (crookneck pumpkin), 708 nucleotides long. RefSeq lists its product as uncharacterized. The record is from RefSeq and is a predicted model, not a curated record. Bases 1 to 708 code for a protein of 235 amino acids. NCBI's taxonomy places the organism in Eukaryota, Viridiplantae, Streptophyta, Magnoliopsida, Cucurbitales, Cucurbitaceae. The transcript has 4 exons.